Molecule: messenger RNA, 6172 nt
Organism: Copidosoma floridanum
Lineage: Eukaryota; Metazoa; Arthropoda; Insecta; Hymenoptera; Encyrtidae
Gene: RhoGEF64C
Product: Rho guanine nucleotide exchange factor at 64C
Biological process (GO): positive regulation of Rho protein signal transduction
Molecular function (GO): guanyl-nucleotide exchange factor activity
Source: RefSeq, a predicted model, not a curated record
AUGACAAUGGCGAGUGUGGUUGUAGGCCCGGCUAGCCUACCGGUUUCCAACAUGCUCGGCUCCUCGAAGAGGUACCACCUGGCCAAUGGCUCGCCUACGCCCCCCAAGGGCUACGAGACACUGAGCAAAGGCAGCAAAAAGUCGUGGAGCGUGCGAUUGGGAUUGUCGCGAGGCUCGCACUCGACCCGGCAGCAUCAUCCCGGCUUUGUCGGCGCCGGGGCCGGUGGCUGGGGCACCGUGAGCGGAGGUAGCGUCCUCGCCCAGCAGAUGAUAUACGGGGAGCCGUGGCUGUACGGCACGGUCAGGGGGACGGCCGGCAUCGCCCAUCACCACCAUCACGGGGCACCGCCGGUACUCCUCGUGUGCUCGUGCCCGGAUUUUCUCAGCGGCACCACCAGGGAUCUCGGCAGCAAUUGCCGGAGAUGCGGUGGACACAGGCUCGCCGGGCUAGCGAUCGGCGGCACGUGCCGAAUGCCCACCACGACCGUCAGGGCCAGGCCCAGUUUGGCCGGGAUGCUGAAGCCGAGCGUGGACGAUCCGUACGACUUGAUGCGCCGGAGCAGACUGGUGGAGCCGCGGUCGCGAGCUCGCAGCAUAUCGCCCCUGCGUCAGGCGAGCCAGCGCGACCCGCGUAGCCAGAGCGUCGUGCGCUGCACGCCGAUGAUGGACAGGUCGGGUGUCAAGGUGGCCACCGUCGAGCCAAUGUCCAGGACGGAGUGGUUCGAUCGUGGUGGCGCGCCCAGUCCCACCUUGGCCCUCGUCGACGACUGCCCCAGUCACAAGCUGAGUGAGAAGCAACAACAGGGCCAGCAGCCGGGGGCUCGGAUGGUCCGUGGGCCCAACGCCAGGAGCUGGCAGCAACCCGAGGAGGAGACGAGCAGCACGGACUCGCGCAAGAGUAUUCUCGAGUGCGACGUGAACCCGUACCUGCUGCUAAAGGGCAAACAACAGCAGCAGCAGCACUACCAAUCGAAGAACGAAAUGGGCGUGGCAGAGGAGGAAGGGAACGGGGUGGAGGAGGAGGAGGAAGAGGACGAAUUGAGCGACGAGCUCUCGGACAAUGCUCUCGAGCGCGACUCGUCCUCGUCGGUGGGUCCUGGAAAGCAGCGCCACGGUAGAUCCGCGCCUCCGAGCCUCUUCGAUCCGUCAAAGGUCAAGUCGAUCGAGCGCAUGCCCAGCAGCCGGAGCUCGGUAGCCGCGAUCGGGGGCCAGCGCAUCCGCGUGUUCAACGAGCCACGCCAGCCCAGCGACGAGGACGAAGAGGAGGAGGAGGACCACCACCACCACCAUCAGCCAGUAGCCAUAACUCGCAUACCGAUUCCAAAGAUAUCGCCCAAAAGGCCGCCCCGUAGGAUCAAGGAGGCCAAGGGUGCCCCCAAGGGCAUACUCAAGCGCACCGAGCGCCAACCGGCAAAUCGAUCGAUCUUGUUUAACGCCAGCUCCGCUGCUCCCGCGACAGCCGAUUCCGGCAGACGCCACCAAAGGACCGUUCUGUUUAACGUCGACAACGUGAUCCUGGCGCCCGAGAAGCCACCGUUGCCGCCGCCGGAAAUCUGCCCGAGUCCGCCGAGAAGGACGAGUUGCAGGGGCGUGGACGUGGAGUCCGUGGUCAGCGAGUCGCCCAUCGUCCCCGAGGAGAUCCACGAGAGGCCCCAUCGCUUUAUCACGGUACCGAACAUCAAGAGCCCGAAACAGCAGGCUGGCACCAGUAGACAGGUAUCCGAGGCGAAGAUCGUGCCAAAGGUCAACAAGACCGUGCCGCCGAUCGAGAGGAUCAAGAUCGACAAGUUCGUCCCGUCGAAGAAGCAGCAGUCGAAUCAUCAUCGACUUGCCCAGGAGCCGAGUGUGGUGCUACGGAGGAGCCUCGAGAGUCCUGUCGUCGCGGGGACGAGCGUUUCCCAAGGGCUGGACGAGGAUGGAACCGAGGGGCUGUCGGCCAUCAAGUCCAUUGCCGUCGAUGAGAAAGACAUGGCCGACAAGUGCGAAGCAGUAGUCGAUGAUGCCGCAUCGGUGCAGCCUCCAGCCACGACAGCAGGAACAUGCCUGACGCGCAGCCAAAGCGAGAGAUCGACGGCUCGUCCGGACAUCGUGUCGGCGGCAGACGUCAACUUUGUUGACACUAUGAGGCUCAGUCUCUGCCGGCGAUCGAAGGACGAUGACACGUCACUGGCCACCGCGGCACGCGACACCACACGGAAAAUCACCUUCGAGGAGGCUAGGCAGAGGCUGGGGGCCAGGCAGGAACCGAAACUCGCCGAGUCGAGCGUGGCUUGCGUGGAGGAGGAAACCGAGCGUCAAAUCGGGGAGUCAUCGGUCGAAGGAGAAGCUACGAUCAAAAGUGGCGAAGAGUCCAAGCCUAUCGACCAGUUCGUGGGGAUGAGACCGACCAGUUGGUCACCGCCACCGCCGUCGUCUUCUGCCGGGACGAGGAUACACCGGCAGCUCGAUCGGCACAGGGCCAACAUCUGCAAAAUCACGGUAACUCCAAAGCCCGCGGCACCGGCGCCUUUUAUGGUUCACAGACUACAGGUGAAUUCAAGCACGACGACCCCGCUGUCAAGGGGCACGCAUGGCACGUCGAUCCUGAUAAACGGCGAACAGCAGUCGCGAGCCACCGAGACCUGCAUCUCCGACAACAAGGUGACCAUAAGCGUGACCAGUGAGGACAAUCCCACUAUCUGCAAUCCCACUGUUAUCUCGGUGAACAACAAUAACCCUCCGGAGUAUCGGGCGAAAAUCCAAACUUCUGGCGAGCAGAAGCGAACCCUCGUCAUACUGGACAAUUAUCGAUCCAACAUUGUCAUUGGCGGGGAUCGGCAACAGGAGACCAAAGUUCAGGAAUCGUGCGCGAUCGAAACAAACAAGAUAAGCAAUAGCAGCAACCCCGUCGAGGUAAAACUAUCGGUUGCUUUGAAGGACAAAGUCGAGCCCGAGGUGGAUUCUCCGGACAACUCGCCGACGUGGAAACAAAUAGUUCACUCCUCUAGCCGACCGUCGGGCGGCUCGAAGGAGGAGCUGAUAUCGAAGCUCUUGGAGGACUGUACCCAGUCCAGCCGGAGCGAGUUAAACGACUUGAUGUUCCCCGGGACUAAGGUUCGGUUCUUCCCCCUGGGCCCAUGCAGGCACGAACAACACGGAGGCUCCGUGGAGGAGAGUGUUACCGUGGAAGAGGAGCAAGACGGGGAGCCCGAGUGCAGCGAGUCCGAGGAAGAGAAUUCCAAGAUCAUGAUUAAGAACAUAAAGCUUAGGAUGCGGUCCGUCGGGUCCAAACAGAGCCGCAGCGAGUCUAGUAGGGACGAGCCCGAGCCAGGCUAUUUCAUCCCGUCGAGUAGUUUCCUCGAGGAGAAUGCCUACGAGGUGAUCAAGGAGCCGAUCUACGAGGAGAUCCCCGACGAGCCACCACCUCUGCCUCUGAGUCCACCCCCGACGGAGGAUUUCAGGGACCUGAACAGCGGACUCGGUCAACCGCUGAGCCAGUACUACGAGCCGCUUAACUGCGCCUACCUGUCCAAGAGCUUGGAUCACUCGUCACCGAUGGUAGACAAUAAGGGUCUCUCCAGCAGCAAGUUCGAGCUGCUGAACUUCAUUAUGGAUUCGAAGGAGAGGACUCGGGCCGGCAACGUGGCGCUAGAUCAGGACGACGAGGAGGAGGUUGACGUGGACGAGGACGACGACGAAGAUGAGGAGGACGAGGAGGAUCCGGAGCGCGAUCUCGAGGCCCUGUAUGAGCAGAAGGAGACGAGCUUGGGCGACCUCAGCUCCAAGAGCUCGCAAAUCUCAAACGUCUCGGACAGCAGCGAGGAGUGCAACAUCAUCCUCGCCAAUUCGCCAGAGGCGCUCAAAACUCGAACGGUCGACAUUGAGCGCACGGACAGUGGCGUGGGCUCGGAGAGCAGCCAGGCAAGUAGCGGACGGGGUGGUGUCGGCCGAAGGUGGCGAGCUGGCACCAAUAACAAUAACAACGUCAGCAGUGCCAGCAGCACCAUCACUAGUACUGGUAUUACCUCGAUGAACAGUAAAAAUGGUGGUGGCUGUGGCAUCGGUAACGGAGCUUCCAGCAGUGCCAUACCGAUCUUGGCAACGGCCACGGCGCCGGCUAUUAUACUGGCGAGCAAAAUCGACCCAAAGCUCUGCGAGGAUUGCGAACAGCGACUAGAUCCCAUCAUCGUCGAGAGCGGUUGCCUUUACUCGCCGAUGGUGUGCCGCAAGUGCAGCAAGAAGCGAGCCGAGCACAAGGAGAUCGUCACGGAGAUCGUCGAGACGGAGCAAAAGUACGGCCGAGACCUGCAAAUCAUCCUCGAGGAGUUUCACCGACCGAUGCUCAGAGCCGGCCUUCUUACCCAGGAACAGCUCUCUGCCAUUUUUCUCAACGUCGAAGAGCUGCUCGAGCACAACCAAAUACUCGCCGAAAAACUUAAGGACGCGAUAGAGCUUGCCCACGAAUCCGGCGACGAGGAUCUGGUGGCGGUAGAUCUGGGCAAGAUAUUUCUCGAGUCCGAGCGCAUGCUGCACGCAUUCGAGAGCUACUGCACGCGUCAGGGUGGUGCGAGCCUUUUGCUACAGAACUUGGAGAAGGAGAAGGAGUUACUCAGAAUAUUUCUCAAGGUCUCGCAGAUGGAGAACACCGUGCUUCGGAGGAUGAACCUCAAUUCCUUUUUAAUGGUGCCGGUGCAGAGGGUCACAAAGUAUCCGCUUCUCCUAGCGCGUCUCUUAAAGGCGACGCCUUCGGGAAAAUCGGAAAUGCAGGAACUUAAAAAGAGACUUAAGGAAGCCCAAACUAAUAUUGAGCUGCACUUGGAGCACAUGAAUGCUGAGGCCAAAGAUAUUACGUCGACGAAACUCUGGCGACGAAUUUCGAUUAUACAGAACGGCAGGAGGUCUACGGGCGAGCAGGAUGUGGUCAACAUAAAACUGCGAAAGAUGGCUGUGGAAGUAUUGGAGUGGGCGCACGAGGACUCGAGGUUCGUUUUGGAGGGUCGACUCCUAGUUGCUCAACCGACUGAGAACAAUUGGAGACGCGGAAGGACUGUCAAGCUCGCUCCUGUUACUGCUAUGCUAGUUACCAAUGGAAAGCCCAACACGGAAUUCAUCGAUUUCUCCGAUGACUCUCUCUUUCCACGGCAAAUUGGCAUCAAAGAUGCGACUCUUCUCCUUGUGAAGGAAAAAUUGGGCCGAUACUCCUUGUUGAGAGAACCACUUUAUCUUGACAAGUGUAUAGUUUGCUGUGAGACGGACUUUGAGGAUUACUUUGAAAUUCAAGAGCUAGCUUCUAAAGAAACCUUUAUCUUCAAGGCUGAGGACGGUGCAAGGACUAAGAGGUGGUGUCGAACACUGCAGGCCCAUGCACAGUCACUUGGGGCCUGGCGGCGACGACGCGGUGCCUUACCCAAUAUCAUGAUAUGCAGCGUGGCAAGGAACUGAUCCCCUACACCUAUCUUUUUAAUACAUUAAAAUCCACUGUCAGUUUUCAUCGCUUUUUCGAGAUCGAUUCCGCAUAUUAUAUCGAUCUCCAUCAACUUGAGCAACGAAUAACACAUGGGAAACGUGUUGAUCCAAUUUUUUAAUGUGUAAAAUUAUAGUGCGUCGCAGAAACUAUAGUUUCCUACGUAACUGUAUCGAUAUGGUAAAACUAUUCACGGGCUGCGGCAAAAUGAUGCUCGAGCUCGCGCCUGAGUCAUUUAUCCUUUAAUAAGACCUACUCAUACCUAUUAUAUGUAAACUGUUUGAGCAUUAUAAUGAUAAUGAGCUUAUCAUUAAAUUUACAUGUAUUAUUAACUAUUCCUUCUACUACUCCUCCCCGUCCCUCUAAUUUUUAUAAUCCAGUCGACUUUGAGUUCUUCUUUUCAUUUUAUUCGAUGACUUAGAGAUGCAAUUAUUUUUUGAUUAUGCAUGAAAAUUCUUGUACUUUUAAUCAAGAUCAUUGAUCAGUAGCUGUGAUAUCGAGCCCCCCGGUGUAUUGGGAUAUACUUGUAGUUUUAAUAAUUAAUCUUGAUGCAAUUGUUAGUAUCAGGUUAAAUAAAUAUCAUACGUACUAUAUGAUAGACGCCUUCCCUGGGUGGCAGCCUAUACAUACAUGACUUGUAUGAAUUUAUUGUUCGAGCCCCAUACGAGCGAAGAAUGUUAUAUGUACCGAAUAUAAAUUGUACCAUAGUUUUAUGUAAAUAUGCUAUAA